AUGCCGUCACCAACAGUUGGCUUCCGGGAGGGCUUGGGCCUGGGAGGCGUGGCCAGGAGGACGCUGGGGAUAUGCUUCCUGUUGACGACUGUAUUUCUGUGGACUCUGUCCAACUUUCUCGCCAGCUUCAUCUUCUCCGACCAGACCUAUGAUAAGCCCUUUUUUCUCGUCUAUUUCAACACCUCCAUGUUCGCCAUCUCUUUGAUACCCAUGUUCAUUCGAUAUUUAGCGCGAAGAGGAGUCCACGGACUUCGAAGCGAUAUCAGACGUAUGUGGGCAGAAUGCCGAUACCAAGCUGCCAUCGCGAGCCCUACAAUAGACGAGGAGGGCCCAGAAGUACACGAGCGCUUGCUAGUAAACGAGCACAACCCCGUAUGGAACUCUACAGAUGAGAAGCUUGGAUUCCGCGAAACGGCCAUCUUGAGCCUCGAGUUCUGCAUCCUCUGGUUUCUGGCGAAUUACCUGUCGUCUGCUUGUCUCCAGUACACCAGCGUGGCCAGCGUCACAAUCCUAACAUCCACAAGCAGCGUCUGGACACUGGUAUUCGGCGCCAUCUUUGGUGUCGAGACGUUUUCCAUGCGCAAGCUGAUUGGGGUUCUCGCAUCCCUCACCGGUGUUGUGCUCAUUUCAAUGGUGGAUCUAUCGGGCAAGAGUGACGAGAACAGGGGAUCGUUUCCGCAUAAAACCCCCGGGCAGAUUGCCCUCGGAGACACGAUGGCUUUUAUGAGCGCUGUGCUUUACGGCAUAUACGUGACCGUCAUGAAGCGACGGGUAGGCAAUGAAGACAAGGUCAACAUGCAGCUGUUCUUCGGACUGGUUGGAGUGUUCAAUCUGUCGCUGUUGUGGCCGCUCUUCUUCGUCUUACACUGGACGGGAAUGGAGCCGUUUGAAUUGCCUCCCACAAGCCAGAUUUGGACGAUCGUCAUUGUAAAUGCCGUCGCCUCCUUUGUCAGUGACCUCUGCUGGGCGCUGGCCAUGCUCCUGACCACCCCGUUAGUUGUCACGGUAGGCCUGUCUUUGACCAUACCGCUGUCACUCAUCGGCGAAAUAUUCCAGUACCAGCAGUAUUCCAGUUUCAUCUACUGGAUUGGUGCCGCAGUCGUCUUUGUCUCAUUUGUAUUUGUUAAUCAUGAGACAAAGAAAGACGAUUCUGCUGGCAAAGUCACAUCCUCCGCCACCACAACUAAUCCCGGUGGUGUUGACGAGGACAUUGUGUAUGGAUGA
Messenger RNA from Trichoderma asperellum CBS 433.97, 1224 nucleotides. RefSeq lists its product as uncharacterized. Gene Ontology annotation, cellular component: fungal-type vacuole membrane. Lineage: Eukaryota; Fungi; Ascomycota; Sordariomycetes; Hypocreales; Hypocreaceae. The record is from RefSeq and is a predicted model, not a curated record.